AAGAUUAUCCUGCUGGACUCUGAGCCUCAUAAACCGGCAGAUCCAGUCUGAGCAGGUUUCCUGGUCCCCUCCCUGCAGACCUGCAGCUAUAAGACGGGUCUGAACAACAGCUGAACACAGAGCUGACAGCCUUCGUUCUCUGCACACCUGAUUUGUAGAUCAGAGAUCAGGCGAGUUAGUAAAACUGUCUCAGUCUCAGUUAUCGAGAGGAGAAAUGGCGCAGAAAGGAGAUCAGGACCAGGAAACCUUUUCUUGUUCCAUCUGUUUGGAGGUUUUAAAGGAUCCAGUGACUAUUCCCUGUGGACACAGUUAUUGUAUGAACUGUAUUAAAACGUACUGGGAUGAAGGAGAGAAGAAACUCCCCAGCUGUCCUCAAUGUCAACGGACUUUUACACAGAAACCUGAGCUGGUGAAAAACACCAUGUUUGCAGCUUUAUUGGAGCAGAUGAAGAAGACCGGAUUCCAAGCUGCUCCUGCUGAUCACUGCUAUGCUGGACCUGAAGACGUGGCCUGUGAUGUCUGCUCUGGGAGGAAACUGAAAGCUGUCAAGUCCUGUUUGGUCUGUCUGGCCUCUUACUGCCAGAAACACCUCCAACCUCACCGUGAUUCAUCUACAUUCAAGAAACACCAGCUGGUGGAUCCCUCCAAGAACCUGCAGGACAACAUCUGCCCCUGUCAUGCUGAGGUGAGGAAGAUGUUCUGUCGUACUGAUCAGAAGUGUAUCUGUUAUCUCUGCUCUGUGGAGGAACAUAAAGGCCACGACACGGUCUCGGCUGCAGCAGAAAGGACGGAGAGGCAGACAGAGGUGGAGGUGAGACGACAACAAAUCCAGCAGCAGAUCCAAGACAGAGAGGAAGAUGUGAAGCUGCUUCAGCAGGAGGUGGAGGCCAUCGAUCAGUCUGCUGAUAAAACAGUGGAGGACAGUGAGGAGAUGUUCACUGAGCUGAUCUCUCUCCUCCAGAAGAGAAGCUCUGAGGUGAAGCAGCAGAUCAGAUCCCAGCAGGAAACUGAAGUGAGGAGAGUCAGAGAGCUGGAGGAGAAGCUGGAGCAGGAGAUCAGGGACCUGAAGAGGAGAGACGCUGAGAUGAAGCAGCUCUCAGACACCGAGGACAACAACCAGUUCCUCCACAGCUGCCAAUCACUGCCACCACUCAGUGAGUCCACACACUCCUCCAGCAUCAGCAUCCGUGCUCUCACACACUCCUCCAGCAUCAGCAUCCGUCCUCUCAGCUACUUUCAGGAUGUGGCAGCAGCUGUGUCAGAGGUCAGAGGUCGACUACAAGACAUCCUGGGAGACACGUGGACAAACGUCUCACUGGCCAUCACUGAUGCGGAUGUUUUACUGUCACAAACAGAACCAGAACCAGAGACCAGAGCUGGAUUCUUGAAGUAUUCAUGUGAAAUCACUUUGGAUCCAAACACAGUAAGCACACGGCUGUUACUGUCAGAGCAGAACAGAAAGGUGACUCGGGUGGACCAACAUCAGUCUUAUCCUGAUCAUCCAGAGAGAUUCAGUGAUAAGUGGUCUCAGGUCCUGAGUAGAGAAAGUCUGACUGGACAUCGUUACUGGGAGGUGGAGACAGCAGGUUAUGUUGAGGUGGCAGUUUCAUACAAGAAUAUCAGCAGAUCAGGGGAUGAAAGUGGAGUUGGAUUUAAUGACAAAUCUUGGACACUACGUUGUCACUCAGGCAGUUAUGUAUUCUGGUACAAAGGAAACCAAACCCCCUUCUCAGGUCCUGGGAGCUCCAGAAUAGGAGUUUACCUGGAUCACAGAGCAGGAGUUCUGUCCUUCUACAGCGUCUCUGAAACCAUGACCCUCCUCCACAGAGUCCAGACCUCCUUCACUCAGCCGCUACACGCUGGAGCCGGGAUUGACUACAAUACUGGAGACUUAGUUGAGUUCUGUAAACUCAAAUAAGUCAUGAAGACAAACAUGUUUCCUCUUCAUGUUUUUAUUGGUUUUCUUUUCUUCUCAGAGACGAUCGUCUCAAACUCUGACGGAUGGAGGGACGUUUUUGUUCUAUAAGUUGAUGUUUUGUUGUUAUUUCCUCUUUUGGAGGUGGAAGUUGUUCUUGUGUAGUUUCACCUGGGAAAUAUUAAUAAUAUUAACAUCUUCUAUUUCAUUAUAAAAACAUAGAAAUAAGCCUGUGUUGUAAUUGAUGUUAACUACUAGUUUGGAUGUGUUUCUAUGUUGUAUUUCUCUUUUCUUCCUCUUCAUGGACUCCAACAGACGAGCCACCAGACCUUCUUCAUCUCUGAUAUCACGUCUGCAUUCUUCAUUAGCAAACCAAAGGUUCCUGUUUUCUAAAGAUACAACUAUUGUCUAGACAUGAGAACAAAGUAAAUGAUUCCAGAGACGUUAGUGACAGCAGCAACGCAGCAAACGGUUGAGUGAAGCCUGUAGUUGGUGUGAAAGUGUUGGGGCCGGUAGUCGUCGCUGCAGCUGCAGGACCAGACUAGAUCUGCACAUCACAUGUUGUUGAUAUCCAAAUCUGUUGACCAUGUUUCAUGUUUAACAAUCUGAAUAUUUAGUGAGAAAUAAAACU
Molecule: messenger RNA, 2546 nt
Organism: Cololabis saira (Pacific saury)
Lineage: Eukaryota; Metazoa; Chordata; Actinopteri; Beloniformes; Belonidae
Product: tripartite motif-containing protein 16-like
Exons: 1
Coding region: 215-1918 (567 amino acids)
Molecular function (GO): protein binding; zinc ion binding
Source: RefSeq, a predicted model, not a curated record